GAAAAAAAAGAUCGCAGAUACAGAUACAAAGAGGAGUCGUCUAUUUAUGUCUAUGGCUUGACUCUGCUAUAGUUCAGUUGGCAAGUGCAGCCAGGACACACGGACCAAUUCCUGGACAAGAGAGACUUGAGUUUUAUGGUCCAAAGUGAUUCCUGAUGGUAGCUACAGACUGAGAAGGACUGACUAUAACUAUAACCUCUACCAGAUUAAGACCUCAAACGGGUUUGUGUGACCUACCCUUCAGUGUGGGGGUGUUAGGACUAUCCCUCUGACAGCAUGGCCCCAGCGGUGGGCGGUCCGGUGGGCUACACUCCUCCAGAGGGGGGCUGGGGCUGGGCGGUGGUGGUGGGAGCCUUCAUCUCUAUCGGCUUCUCCUAUGCCUUCCCCAAGUCCAUCACUGUCUUCUUCAAGGAGCUGGAGGCCACCUUUGACGCUACUCCCUCACAGGUCUCAUGGAUCUCCUCUAUCAUGCUGGCCUGCAUGUACGGUGGAGGACCAAUUAGCAGUAUUCUGGUGAACCGUUAUGGCAGUCGACCAAUCAUGAUGCUAGGGGGCUGUCUGUCAGGAAGUGGUUUGAUAGCAGCUUCCUUCUGCAACACUGUGCAACAACUCUACUUCUGUGUCGGAGUUAUUGGAGGUCUGGGUCUAGCGUUCAACCUGAACCCGGCGUUGACUAUGAUUGGUAAAUACUUCUAUAAGCGUCGUCCUAUAGCUAAUGGCAUUGCCAUGGCGGGCAGCCCAGUCUUCCUGUCUACGCUGGCUCCUCUUAACUCCUGGUUCUUUGACCAGUUUGGCUGGAGGGGCUCCUUCCUCAUCCUAGGUGGUCUACUGCUCAACUGCUGUGUAGCCGGGUCCUUGAUGAGACCCAUUGGACCCAAACCUGCCGACCCCCAACUGUCGGAGAACGGGGCGGUGAAGAAGGCGGAGUCUAAUCUGACGGUGAUGCAGCGUGUCAAUGCCGUGAUCGACCUGACGCUGUUUAAACACCGCGGCUUCCUGCUGUAUCUCCUUGGCAACGUCAUCAUGUUCUUUGGCCUGUUCUCUCCCCUAGUCUUCCUCUCCAACUACGCUAAGAGUAAGGACAUCAGUAAAGAGAAGGCUGCUCUGCUUCUCUCCAUCCUCGCCUUUGUUGACAUGUUCGCCCGUCCUUCUAUGGGGCUGUUAGCCAACACCCGCUGGGUCCGACCCAGGAUACAGUACUACUUUGCUGCAUCCGUGCUCUAUAACGGGGUGUGUCACGUCUUGGCACCGCUGUCCGUGGACUAUGUAGGCUUCGUGGUGUAUGCUGUGUUCUUUGGGUUUGCGUUCGGCUGGCUGUCAGCAGUUCUGUUUGAGACUCUGAUGGACCUGGUCGGGGCCCAGAGGUUCUCCUCAGCUGUCGGACUCGUCACCAUCGUGGAGUGUGGACCGGUACUGCUGGGACCGCCACUACUCAGUCGUUUCUAUGACUUCUAUGGUGACUACCAGUGGACCUACCUGUGUUGUGGUAUCAUCCUCAUCAUCUCCUCAGUUUUCCUCUUCGUAGGGAUGGGCAUCAACUACAAGCUGUUGGAGAGAGAGAAGGAGGAGGAGGAGAGGAGAGAGACUGAGCGGCCCAAGGAGGAGUGCACAGCCAUGCUGGAGGGAGAGAAGGAGGAGAGGAGAGGGACUGAGCGACCCAAGGAGGAGUGCACGGCCAUGCUGGAGGGAGAGAAGGAAAGGGGGGAGGAGAGUAGUGAGGCCACACCCAUGACGGAUGUUUCUAAGAUGGAUGAAGAUAUUGUUUAGCAGGGUAGGCAACUAAAUGUAGUCACGGUCGAGGGGCUGAAACAACAUAAUUAGAAUAAUUUGAACACUGUAAAUUCACCACAACUAAGCCCAAAAAGAGAGAACAUGAUCAUUUCAUACCUUGAUUACAUUGAGAAUAGUUGGGAGCACAUUUCCUAAAUUUAAAUAAUUUUUUGUUGAAUUCCUGUAUCCCCUUAUUAUUACUAUAAUUAUUAUUAUUACUACUACUACUUCGGGGGGCCCAAAAAAAUCACUUUCGGGCUGGUUUUGGCCCGUGGGCCGCCUGUUGCCAACCCCUGCUGUAUAGAGACUGACAUGAUCUGGACACACACCCUCUGGUUUAGGUACCUUUGGUAAACUGAGCCGAGUCCUCUACAGUAGACGAGCUAUAACACAGAGGACUACUGUCUCUGAGCUCACAUAUACAACAUCCAGUAUCUAUCCCAGCUCUACACACUGUCUUCAUACAUACCUGAAUGGUCAUGUCAUCACAUCAGUCUUUGUGCUUCCCAGAUCCUGUGUGCGGUACGAUCAAUCACAGUAUUAUAGGUGAUCAGAAUGAUUGAUAGUGUUGUUUUUAUAAUGUUAAUGAUUAGUAGAAUGUAGAGACUAUUGUGAUUCUGUAAUGAUGUAGAUUUCUAGUUGAGGAGCACAACGAUGUGAUUUCAAUCGCUAAGCUUUUCAGUUUAGCCGAGAAGCUUUUUGUAAGCACUUUGAACAUCUUUCUGAAGACAGACACAACCUUUUGUGUGUGUGUGAGUGUGUGGACGUGUGUGUGGGGACGUGUUUAACUAUUUUUGUCCCCCACAAGAAUAGUAAAGGAACAAAAAUGUGACCAACUGGGGACAUUUUGUUAGUCCCCACAAGGUCAAAUCCUAUUUCUAGAUGGUUUAGGGUUAGAAUUAGUGUUAGAAUGAUGUUAAGGGUUGGGAGCUAGGGUUGGGGUUAAGGUAAGAGUACAGGUUAGGGAAAAUGGGAUUUUGAAUGGGACUGAAUUGUGUGUCCUCACAGUUAGCUCUGUGUGUGUGGCAGGCGGACACGCAGGCGGACACGCAGGCGGACACGCAGGCAGGCAGGCGGACACGCAGGCACGCAGGCGGACACGCAGGCACGCAGGCGGACACGCAGGCACGCAGGCGGACACGCAGGCAGGCAGGCGGACACGCAGGCGGACAGGCAGAUACAGACACAGGCGUUUCUUUUAGUGCUGUAUCAUAUCAGCAGAUACUGUAUCAAUAUGUCCCAAACUGAAUCCUGUUCCCUAUAUAGUGCACUACUUUAGACCAGAGCCCUAUUCCCUGUAUAGUGCACUAAGGUAAAGGGUACUAUUUUGAGGUCCUAUGUCUACAGAUACAGUAUGAGCGUUAAUUCAGUAAGUCCUUCCAUUCAGCAGUCUGGGGUAGUACCAGCUGUCACCAGGAGAGAGCAGUAUAAUCUUUAGAACAUUCAGCAGUCUGGGGCAGUAGAGUCUAUAGAACAUUCAGCAGUCUGGGGCAGUACCGGCUGUCACCAGGAGAGGGCAGUAGAGUCUUUAGAACAUUCCGCAGUCUGGGGCAGUACCAGCUGUCACCAGGAGAGGGCAGUAGAGUCUUUAGAACAUUCAGCAGUCUGGGGUAGUACCGGCUGUCACCAGGAGAGAGCAGUAUAAUCUUUAGAACAUUCAGCAGUCUGGGGCAGUACCGGCUGUCACCAGGAGAGGGCAGUAGAGUCUUUAGAACAUUCAGCAGUCUGGGGCAGUACCGGCUGUCACCAGGAGAGGGCAGUAGAGUCUUUAGAACAUUCAGCAGUCUGGGGUAGUACCGGCUGUCACCAGGAGAGGGCAGUAGAGUAUUUAGAACAGUGUUCACGUUUUCUGAUUCAAAAUCACUUUCAGUCAACAAGUCAGCCAAGAUCUACAGCUCAGAUUGUUUUUCCUUAAAUGACUUUAAUGUAACAUGAACCUAAUAAAAACUGUUCUGUAGGAUUGUGCAGUAGGCCUAAUACAUUAUCACAGCAUAUUGGCUAUGUGCCUGGCCUGCCAAUAUUGUUCUUCUUCGACCAUAUUAUAUUUCAAAUAUCGAGCCUUGAUAACAAAAUAGAUCAGUUGGUAUAGCACUUGCAAGGCACUGUGGAGCAUUAAUUAAAAUAAUUAGCUUUUUUAUUUUACUGCACUGAUGGUACCUGCAUCUUAUGGUCAUGGUGCUUUCAAUACAACUGGGAAUUUGAGAAAAAUAAAACUAGGUCAAAAAUAUGAAGUCAGUGAUCUUCAGGUUGGAAAGUCGGACCUCUAGAAAGAUGCCAGAGUUUCCGACUGGGAAUUCCGAGUUGGAUGUCCUUCAAAACAAAUGUUCCCCGUCGGAUCUAAAAAAAAGAACAUUCAGAGUUCCCAGUUUUCUUCAACACACUGAAGUCGGAAGGCAGAGAUUUCCAAGUUCCCAGUUGUUUUGAACACUGCAUUAGUCUCAAUGGAGGGAGGGAGAGAGCAGCAGAGGGUUCACCUCUCACGGUCCCUGUUCUCUCCUUUUCCUCCCGUGAGACUGACAAGAGAGAGGGGACACCGUCUUCCAUCUGGUGGCCAAACUUGAGUCGCACCGCAUCUGCCUCAUGCACACAUUCAUGUUGUUCCUGUGACCAGAGAAAGUGAAAUAUUCCUUGAUAUUAAAAUAGACUCGACAAGCUGCUAAUAAUGAUAAAACGCAGGGCUAUCGCUGCACUUGGCUACUCAUUCAUUGCAGCUUACAGCGUGAGCGGAAGUAUGGAGAAGCGUGUUUUAUGUUUUGUAUUAGUGUUGAAUAAACACAGUUGACAGUCUGAAUACACAAACUCAGCAGCUCUUUGCUCUAUUCUAUGACGGUCUUUGGUCAUAAUUCUAAAAUGUUUUAAAUGUUAUGUAGGCUAGUAGCCUAUCAAACUGCUGUGGCCAUGGGUCAUGGAAGAUCUUCAGGCACGCUCCAUUUAGCUACAGAUCUCCCAGUCUUUAGAGUAGGCGGAGUUGAUCUUUUCAGACAAAUAAAAUGUUUCAAAAUGGGAACACUUUGCCUAGCCGGUGUGCAGGGCUUCUGAAUCAAUGCACCUACUAACAACUGUGCAACAUGAAUAAAAAAGGAGAGCGAGCCUUUAUCGUUGGCUUUUCUACAGACAUGUUUGAUGAUUGACUAAGAAUACCUUGAAGAUCGACCAGUCAGCGACUGUGCUUUAGAACAUUCAGAAGGCUGGGGUAGUACCGGCUGUCACCAGGAGAGGGCAGUAGAGCCUUUAGGACAUUAGAACCUUCUCUCUGGGUUAGGUUGCCCAGGGGACAAAAAUUUAUCCUCAAUAAUUUUUCAACCUUUCAGAUUUUUGUCAUUUAACUCCAUCGAUCAGCACCCCACAUUGAAAUGUUUUUAGAAACAGAAUUAAAUCAUGUUUGUAACACUUGAUUACUUUAGCAUUUCUUGUUCUCAGUCUUCCAUGAUAUUGUGACGCAGCCUUUCUUUACUGUGUGUGAUGUCAUGUUUAAAGGAAGUGUUUCAUCAUGUUUUUCCUAUUUGAUGGAUGGUAAUGAAGGAACAGUGUUGCUGCUUCAGUUGUAGUAUGCAAUAGCUAGCUAUUAUCUUGUGCUUAUUGAGGGAUUUGGGCCCUGUUUAGAUCCACUCAAACACUGCCUUUCCACCUCCCCUCCUUUCUGUCAUUUUGUGAGGAAGGAUGAGGUACAUAUUUGAACUGAAGGAAUAUAAAGCUACUGUGGCUUGGGAUGUCUUGAGGUGAACCCUGGUUGUAAAAAGACACCUGGAAGGUUGACAGGAUUUAACAUUUAAUAAGUCAUACUCUUCCAGCAGUGUGGAGGAGUUUUGGUUCUUGUGAUCAAUGUUCCCUUAAAAUAAUUUAGGCGCUGAGCAAAUUUCAGGUCUGCUUAGCACAAACUUGUUGAAUGUUGUGAAGGUUCUGUGCAACUUCCGGCGCGUUUACUGAGGCUGUACCGGCUUUACAGUUACAUUUUCAGACAGUGGUCAAGUAGGCUCCUGUGGCUAUGUGAUCAUAAUGUAGGCCUACCAGAGUGGCCUACCAUCAAAACAAUGGAGAAAAUGCAUCCCAUAACAUUUGAACAUGGAAAUAGCUGUUGUAUCAUUCAGCCCACAGUAGCAGCCAAUGUGUGGUUUGUGUAGAAGACGAGUCAUAGUUCCUAUUCUGGUGGGUUCUGCCUGAAACACAAUCUCUUGCAUAGUUGGUUUUGCAUACUAAGUCUUGCAUAGUUAGUUUUGCAUACUAAGUCUUGCAUAGUUAGUUUUGCAUACUAAGUCUUGCAUAGUUAGUUUUGCAUACUAAGUCUUGCAUAGUUAGUUUUGUUUCGGUAUGUUACAUAGAAAGCGGUUAAUAUUUCAUUGAUUCUCUGACAAUUCCCACAGUAAAGGGAAACAUUGAGAGAGUGAAUUACAGGGAGAAAACUCUAGAAAGUUGAGUGAAGUUAAAUCUCGUGCUUCAUCUUAGAUGGAACAUUGCUUGUGAUUUAUAGUUGAAUAUCUCCGCAGCACAAGCCAGCAGGUUGACCUCUAGAGUUCGGAGAACAGUAGAAAACAUAUGACAUUUCACUGGAAAGAAAACAUGACUGUGUAAAAAUAACAAACAAUGCAGUGUUACUUUUUAUGGGGAGGAAAUGAAUAAACCAUUUAAAACACAA
Oncorhynchus kisutch (coho salmon) is the source of this 6403-nucleotide messenger RNA. Its product is annotated as monocarboxylate transporter 1. Gene Ontology annotation, cellular component: basolateral plasma membrane. The record is from RefSeq and is a predicted model, not a curated record. Lineage: Eukaryota; Metazoa; Chordata; Actinopteri; Salmoniformes; Salmonidae. Gene Ontology annotation, biological process: plasma membrane lactate transport. The transcript is spliced from 5 exons. Gene Ontology annotation, molecular function: lactate:proton symporter activity. Bases 277 to 1767 code for a protein of 496 amino acids.